Zychaea mexicana is the source of this 1431-nucleotide messenger RNA. Its product is annotated as pyridoxal-dependent decarboxylase. The transcript is spliced from 5 exons. Gene Ontology annotation, cellular component: cytoplasm. Lineage: Eukaryota; Fungi; Mucoromycota; Mucoromycetes; Mucorales; Lichtheimiaceae. Gene Ontology annotation, molecular function: ornithine decarboxylase activity. The record is from RefSeq and is a predicted model, not a curated record. The coding region runs from base 61 to 1413 and encodes 450 amino acids.
GGUACUUUUUCUUGCCGUCAAAACUGCUCUCCUAAGCACGUACAUCGCACAGCAGCAGUCAUGCUCAUUCGUGAUUCUACUACUCAAACUCCUCUUUUCCCGGAGAAGACUACUCCACCUUCACCUGAUACUAUCAACAACGAUGACGAAGGAUGCAUAAGUAAUGAGAAGCCAGCGAAUUCUGCCGGUAACAGCUAUGUUAUCAAGAAGGAAGCCAUCAUGAAAGAGCUACAAUACGCUAUUCUUAACGAAAAGCUCGGACAAGAUGAUUGCUUUUACGUGAUCGACCUGGGACAACUUCACCGGCAAUAUCUGAAAUGGAAAAGAUGUCUUCCGAGAAUCACGCCGUACUAUGCUGUCAAAUGCAACCCAGACCCAAAAAUCAUUCAAUGCUUGUCUUCGAUGGGCCUUGGUUUCGAUUGUGCAAGUGGGUUUGAGAUGGAAAACGCUUUAAAAAACGGCGCUGAUCCUUCCAAGAUCAUUUAUGCGCACACUUGCAAACAAGCUUCCUAUCUUCGUUAUGCAGCCAAAAACGGUGUUCGGAAGAUGACAUUUGAUAAUGUGGACGAACUUUACAAAAUCAAAUCCUUGUAUCCUGACGCCCAGCUGCUGUUGCGUAUUCUGACCGACGAUACUAAGGCUAAAUGGGGUAUUGGAAUUAAAUACGGAGCACCCAUGUCGGCCGUUGAUAGUUUGCUGGAAACCGCCCAAAAGCUUGACCUUAAUGUUGUCGGUGUCAGCUUUCAUGUUGGCAGCGGAUGCUCUGAUACUAACGCGUACCAAGAUACCUUGAAAAACUCACGCCACGUUUUCGACCGCGCCAAAGAUUUUGGAUUUACUUUUACACUCUUGGAUAUAGGCGGUGGGUUUUUUGGCAUUAAUUAUCCAGGCAAACCAACUUUUGAGCAAAUCGCUUCCGUCAUCGGCAAAGCUAUCGACUCGAUGUUUCCUCCAGAAAUAGAAAUCAUGGCUGAGCCUGGCAGAUACUUUGCGACGUCUACUCUCACGGUGUGUUGUCAGAUUGUCGCACGCAGAAAAGAAAAAGUGCCUCACGAGCCAGACUUUGUCAAUAGCGGGAUAGGAGAAAAGUAUACAUACUAUGUCAACGAUCUUCUACACGCCUCGUUUGCCACCCGGUUAUUUUACAGCGAUGUACUCGAACUGAAAGUCUUGAUGAAAAACGGGGUGUGCAUGUACGGCCAAGAGCAUAACGAGGAAGUGUAUCCAUGCAGUGUGUAUGGCCACACGUGUGAGCCCGGCGACCGUCUCACCGAAAACACAAAGCUUCCGUUGAUGGAGAUUGGUGAUUGGAUAUAUGCAGAGAAUAUGGGUGCAUAUGCCAUGGCUACAUGUCAUUUCACUGGAUUUGACCGUCCAAAAAUACUCUAUGUUGAUACCUCUACACAUCAAUAAUAAAGCUAAAUACUUUUA